Messenger RNA from Juglans regia (Persian walnut), 3244 nucleotides. RefSeq lists its product as uncharacterized. Bases 294 to 2915 code for a protein of 873 amino acids. The transcript has 16 exons. The record is from RefSeq and is a predicted model, not a curated record. NCBI's taxonomy places the organism in Eukaryota, Viridiplantae, Streptophyta, Magnoliopsida, Fagales, Juglandaceae.
UCGAAAUUGAUCUCUCUUGUCAAACUCUCCACUAAUUACACUACAAUGAGUACAACCCCUCCAAAACCCUCCACUAACAAAACCCUCCCAAUCUCCGCUACCCCCUAAACUACACCAUCCUCCUCCCUUUCGCUUCGAUUUCGGCUUCAUUCCACUACCGUUCAGGUACCUCCAUCGUAAGAUUUCUCAAAUUCUAGGGUUUCUUAUGGUUUCUUUCAAAACCUAGGAAUUUCUGUGUUGGCGUGUGAGAGAGAGAUAAGAGAGUUGGGGUGGUCUUAGAGCAUCUGAUUUCAAUGGAAGCGUCAGCCGGAGUCGCGGCCUCAGCCGCUACUCGUGGUGGCUCUCUCUCGAUGCAGCCACCACCAUCGUCAACGUCUUCAUCCCGGAAAGAGUGGCGAGCAGUUUCGGAACAUCGAAAAGCUGGGGACGAGGAGCUGGAACGAUUGAAGUUAGGGCAAACGGAUGAGAGAACUAUAUAUGAGGUGCAGCUGGGACGAGAGCCACUUGAUGUCGACUUUUGUUCAAUCACAGUGGACGAUAGCUUAGAUGAUGACCUUUUGCUGCAGAGACUUCAUAAUGUUGCUAGACAAAGAGAGGAAUUGCAACGGACGGAGAUUGACUUCAGAGCCCAAAUAAUUGCAAGAUCUGAGAUAAUGGAAAUGCAAAGCAACUUUGAUGCACAGAUCAAGGAACAUGCUAAUGCUGCUACAAAGCUUCAGGAGCAAUUGCAUGAAAGGGAACAUGCCAUACACGAGUUGGAAAGGAAGAUGGAAGAGAAGGAUAGGGAGCUUCGUGCAAUUAAAUUGGACAAUGAAGUGGCAUGGGCUAAAGAGGAUCUCCUCAGAGAAAAAGACAAGGAGCUAUCAUCCUUAAGAAGAGAGCGUGAUCAUUCUGAGGCUGAAAGAGCCCAACAUAUAAAACAGAUACAUGAUCUUCAAGAACAUAUUCAAGAAAAAGAGAGGCAGCUUAUUGAGUUGCAGGACCAGCAUAGGGCUGCUCAAGAAAAUAUUAUUUAUAAAGAUGAACAAUUGAGGGAAGCCCAAGCGUGGAUUGCUCGUGUUCAGGAGAUGGAUGUCUUGCAAUCAACUACGAACCAUUCGUUACAAGCUGAAUUGCGAGAACGUACUGAACAAUACAACCAGCUGUGGCUUGGUUGUCAAAGACAGUUUGCAGAGAUGGAAAGACACCAUCUGCAUACAAUGCAACAGCUCCAACUUGAGCUGGCUGAUGCACGAGAAAGGAGUGGGACGUACAGUGAUGAGCCAGGUUUAUCCCAAACAAAGUCAAAGGAUGUGUCUCAGUUUGACCAAAGCAAUGGAAUUCAACUAGAUGCAAAUGGAGGUGGCACAUUGAGUGGAAAUUCUGCGGUCCUUCCAAAUGGGAAUUCAGGCAAUGUUUCAUCCUUUGCUUCAACUGGCAAUUCAUCUACUCAGACCGACCAUGUGCCAAGUGUUCCGCUAGCUCCAUCUUCUCUGCUUGGAAUGCCUACCUAUCUUCCACCUGGACAAGUGGCUGCAUUACAUCCAUAUGCCAUGCAUCAACACGGGCCUCCUCAGUCUUUGACUUCACAUGUUCCUCCAUCUCAUAUUGGACACUUUCACUCAAUACCAGCAAUGGGUUCCCUUCAACAGUGGCAGAACCCACAGGCUGUAUCGGAGGGUUCACAGAUAUCUACACAUAGCGAACUUCCACCAUCCCAAACUGAUCAAAAUCUAAUAAGGUCAGAUGUGAACUACAACUAUGAAAUGUCUGUUAAUGGACAACCUCUUCAUCAAGACUAUCUGGAAGUUCACAUCAGCCAAGUGGCACGACCUGAUUCUGGAAUCUCGUCAUCUUCUGGGGAAGCAAAGGCUCUUGAAUCAAUUGACGGAGGAUUCCUCAUUGCCACCCAACCUGAGCAGAGCCUGCAACAAAUUUCUUCCCAAUUCCAUGAUGCCUUAAAAUUGGAUAAUUUAGACCGAAACAGUGAAAACAAGGAGCGGAAUGCCAUAAGUUUGACUACUCAUGGGCUGGAGGGCCAACUUUCAACAGCUGAAGAACCAAAUUCUGUCGCCAACCCAUUGGCAUCUGAUGCUUCAAUCCAUUCUGUUAAUCUCAGUGAAACUACAGUAAACAAUGCCGCCAGUGCAGCUUUGCCUGAAUCGAUUGUCUCAAUUGAUCAGGCAAAUGCACCAACAGGGGGAAAGGCUUCAGAGCCUACUCUUCUUGAUGAAAGAUCACUGUUGGCUUGCGUAGUUCGCACAAUUCCUGCUGGUGGUCGAAUUCGGAUUAGUUCAACGCUACCAAAUAGGCUGGGCAAGAUGCUUGCACCUUUACACUGGCAUGAUUAUAAGAAAAAAUAUGGAAAGCUUGAUGACUUUGUGGUCAGUCACCCCGAGCUGUUUGUGAUUGAAGGCGACUACAUUCAGCUUCGAGAAGGAGCACAAGAAAUGAUAGCAGCUGAAGCAGCUGUUGCCAAAGUUGCUGCGGCAGCUGCAGCAUCAUCUCCUCACUCCUCAUUUUUGCCUUCAAUGGCUGUCACUCCAGUGGCACAAUCUCAUCGAUUGAGAAAGGUUCCAUCCAUUGAGUCCAAAAAUUUAAGAACUGACAGGACAGUCUCUUCAAAUUCAAGUGACGAUCCAUCACAGAGAGCUGUGAUGCAGAAUCAACAAUCGAAUGGUGUUGGUUUUGGUCUUUCUAGAGGUCCCUCAAAUAUAAAAAUUUUGAGCAAACCUAAAGAUCCUCCGGAAAUGAAUGGGCCUGAGAAUAAGGCUGUGCAGUCUCCAUUUGUGCCGGUUGGGAAUGGAUCAAAUCUUAAUAGAACAAGUUUGAAUGGUACCCAAAGCACAGGCCCAGCUAAUGGGAGAGCUAGCGUGAAUUUUGUUGGAAAACAGCAGGGAAGAAUGACUGGUGCUGUAUUUUCAUCCAGAAGAUAGUACGGACACAUUGUAUUUUUGGUGACAUUGGAAUCAAGUGGAUAAUGUCAUGACCAGGAAUAUGCACAGCACUGCAGAUAGGGAUGUUGGAGGAUGCUUACAGGAUUUGCACAAGAAUUGUAUUUUCGCUGAUUGAAUUGUCAGCGCUCAUUUCUUAUAGAGGCUCUGAUUGGAAUUAUUAUCGUUUCUUUGGUUGGGCUUUGAUUUAAUUUUUUUUUAUUUUCUUUGUUGGAAUUACAAUAUACUUUUGAGGGUUUUUGCUCUCGCGAAACUCAACUCUGCCCUUGGCAAUGAUAUUCAUGCUUGCCAUUGCAUCUCUUAAUCUGAUA